Messenger RNA from Nerophis lumbriciformis (worm pipefish), 1008 nucleotides. NCBI's taxonomy places the organism in Eukaryota, Metazoa, Chordata, Actinopteri, Syngnathiformes, Syngnathidae. The record is from RefSeq and is a predicted model, not a curated record.
AUGGACACUCCUCUCGCCACCCCGUGCAACAUCCAAAUAUGUGAGGUGACGUGCGAUUCGUUCCGCAUCGUGUGGGACAUGACUCCCGAGGACACGGCCAGAGCCACACACUUCUUCAUUGACCUGAGUCGCAAGGAAUGCAGAGAUCCCAACCGCUUUAAACACAGGGAUGUACCAACCAAACUGGUGGCAAAGGCUGUGCCCCUGCCCAUGGCUGUUCGAGGACACUGGUUCCUCAGCCCCUGCACGGAGUACUGUGUGGCCGUGCAAACUGCAGUCCGACAGCUGGAUGGCGAAUACCUCGUGUCAGAGUGGAGCCAAGUGGUGGAGUUCUGCACGGGAGACUACGCCAUAGAACACCUUCAGCAGCUUCUCGACAAGGCCAAAGGCUCUGCAGGAAGGCUUCUGAAAUUUUCUACGUUUUAUCGCAAUCAGCAUCCAAAUUACUUUGAAUGCGUCAGAAAGGAGUGUGCUGGUGUGAUGCGUCCUGCCCUUAAAGACACGAGUGGGAGUCAUGGUUCGCCUAUAAAUGGCAAACUGCUGGGAGUCUUCUUUAGCUGCAACACUGAGUUCGAUACAGGACUCCCCCCAAAAGACUCUCCAUACGGACCCCUCCGCUUCCAGAUCCCGGCUGGACACCUGCUCAACCCCAACAUCUCCCUGUACUUUGCUGACUUUUAUUGCAUGUACACAGCCUACCACUAUGUGGUUCUGGUGCUGGCCCCCAUAGGCACAGAGGGAGACCACUUCUGCAGAACCCGCCUCCCCAUGUUAGACUUGGCGAACAACCCUUUCUUGACAUACACCGCUCCCCAGAGACCGGGAGAGGAGCCGCUGUACUGCCAUGCCAGCGACGUCAUCCUCGAGGUGCUUUUCACAGAGCCGGUCAGUUUGGAUCAGGGAACCGUGGAGCAAAUCAGUGGACACCACCAGCUCAUGAGUUUGACCACAGCCAAUGCCAAGAAAGACCCGAGCUGCAAAGUGUGUAACAUCAGUGUGGGCCGCUGA